AUGGGGCAUGCAGAUCGCGUGGUGAUGAUUGGCACCGCAAGUAAAGGAAUAAUCGACCGACAACACCAGCAUAAUGCCCAGGUAUAUCGACAGCUGUAUGCACCAAAUCCGUUUGCAAGUGAAACAGAUGAAGAUAUCCAGAAAUAUAUGAAAGAAGUGGAGGCAAAGACUCCGAGACCAAGUUCAGCGAUCGACAGUGCUGAACGCGCAGCACCCAGCCCACCGCUUUAUGAAAAUGAUAGCCCUUCUGUAGGCAAGUUUUUUCGGCUUAAAUAUCUUUCUGAUACUUGGGCGCUGAGGGGUAAAACUGUUUCAUUGUGUUAA
Gongylonema pulchrum is the source of this 324-nucleotide messenger RNA. NCBI's taxonomy places the organism in Eukaryota, Metazoa, Nematoda, Chromadorea, Rhabditida, Gongylonematidae. The record is from the annotation of a GenBank genome assembly.